Molecule: messenger RNA, 461 nt
Organism: Rhodotorula graminis WP1
Lineage: Eukaryota; Fungi; Basidiomycota; Microbotryomycetes; Sporidiobolales; Sporidiobolaceae
Exons: 3
Coding region: 1-420 (139 amino acids)
Cellular component (GO): mitochondrion
Source: RefSeq, a predicted model, not a curated record
AUGCAGCGCGUCUCGCAAAGCCCGUGCACCUGCGCGCGUGCCGCCCUCGCCGCUCGCAGUGCGGCUCCUCGUCCUCUCCUCCUCGCCCGCGCCAUCCACGCUCCAGCCGCCGUCGACCCGUCCAGGCGGGUGCCCAAGCCUCGAGGCCAGUACACCGACCCUGCCGCCAUUCUCGCCGCCUCCAAGCGCGGCCUCGAGUCGUACGCCGACAAGAUGGGCAGCUGGGACGAGGCCUUUACCAAGACGGGCGCCGAGCUGAGGGACGCCGGCAUGACCGUCAAGCAGUCGCGCUACACCCUCUGGCUCCUCGAAAAGUACCGGCAAGGACACGACCCGCUUUCCGUCGCUGUGCCGCCAACGCCAAAGAAGACGAUCAGAGGGUGGGGGCCCCGUGUGCAGGGUGGCAUCCGCGUGCGGUAGAUGGAGCCGAGCUGGAAUCGUGCAUGGACCUUCUCCCUCUC